AUGAAUUAUAGCAGAUCAUAUUAAGCAAUGAGAUAGUCUGGAUAAUCUGGGGCAUUUUAAACAACAUAAUAUGAAACCUAAUAGAUCCGUUAUAAGGAAGAAACCAUUUAAGUGACUCCUCAAUAAGCAAAUUGGGCUUCAACAUAGUUACUUGGAAAAGUUGAUGAUAAAGAUUUCAUGGUUGUUCAGCGUACUAAAACUUAUGAGAAAUCAGAGGCAGAAAGACAACAUCAUUAUGAAGAGUUGAUCUAAGACAAUUUAAGAAUGAGAGAAGUCAUCGAGUAAUUAAAGAGGGAAGUAACCACUUAUAAAUCGAGUUCUAGCUCUGACGUGACCAUUCUUAGAAAAGAGCUUUUAAUUACAUAAUAAGAAUUGGAGGCCACUUAGAAAGAAUUAAUGAUGUUAAGAAGUGAAAGUGAGUUAAAAAGCAGACAAGAGAUAGAUAAGUUAAUGAUUGAGAUUGAGUAAUGGAAACGUAAAUAUUCCGAACUUGAAUAAAAAGAUAAAGACAAUGCUGAAUAAUUAAAACAGCUAGCGUAUUAUUAAAAUAAAUUAAAAUUAUUUGAAUUAGAAGCAAAAAAGAAAUUUGAAAAAUAUCAAAGUGUUGAUUUGAUAUCAUAACAAUUAAGUGAUUAAGAAUCAUUGAUUGAAGAAUUACGAUUAGAAAUUCAAAGAUGGAGGGAAAAAUAUGACGCUGCUAUUAUGGAAAGUUAAGAAAUAAGAGUGAAAUUAUCUCAGAAUGAUAAAGUAAAUACAUUGGAGGCAGAUAUAGAAGCAUUAAUUCAUGAAUUGGGAGUAUGGAAGGAUAGAUGUAGAGUAUUAGAAGCACGACAUUAAAAUUCAGAAGAAGCGAAGUUAUUGGCAAGAAUAGAUUAAUUGAAUCGUUUAUUAGGAGAAAAAGAAUAGGAUAUGCAAAGGACUCGUCUUACUAUGAGUUAAUAAAUGACAUAGUAAAUGAAUAUGUAAUAAUCAUCCAAAAUGUCUCAACAAUAAUAAUAAAUUGCUGAAUAUGAAAGUUAAUUAGAUUUAUUGAGAAGGUAAUUGGAAGCUGCACAAUCUAAAAUUGAUCAACAAAAUCAGGAGAUGGAAGGAUAUAGAUUAUCAGCUAAUGUCUAUAAUUCAGAAAGAUUUGAAGAAAUAGAAUAAGAAAAGUGGAAAUUAGAAAUUUAAAUUGAACAAUUAGAAAAGGAUUGUGAUACAUUUAUUUUGAGAAUCAAAGAACUUGAAGAAACAUAUUCAGAAUUAUCAAUUAAAUAUAAUGAACAAAAUGCAAAAUAUCUUAGAUACAAAGACAUUGUAGAUUCAAACUCUUCAAAAUAUAAGAGCGUUGAAAAUUUAUCUAAAGAAUUGUAAAAUCUUUAAUAAGAACUUGAAGUUUGGAUGAAUCGUUACUUUUAGACUGAAAUUAGGUUGAAAGAAUAUGAUUAAUUGAGAAUUGAAUAUGAUGCUUUGAUCAAGUAGGGAAGUAAAUCUGUUACUAAUGUAACAACUAUUAACAUUGAGAAUGAUAUCCAAUACAUUACUUUGAAAAGGGAAAGAGAUACCUAUUAGAGAUAAGUUUAAGAAUUAGAAAUGAAAAUCAGAGAGUUGCAAACAACUUCUAUUAGAAAUUCAUAAGAUGAUUCAUUGAGAAGAGAAAGAGAUAAUUACUAUAGACAGAUUUCAGAAUUAGAAUUAAGAAUCAAAGAAUUGUAAUCUCAAUAAUUUUCAACAUAAUAACUAAAAUCAAGUUAUGAUGAUUCAAAAGUUAGAGAGUUGGAAGCAAAACUCAAAGAACAAUAGAAUAGAAUAUCAGUUUAUGAAACCAGAAUUAGAGAAUUUGAAAUAAGAACUAAGGAGUAUGAAACUAGGAAUACUUAAUCAUUAAUUGAAAAAACUGUAGUACUUACAGAUGAACCAAAAAUCAAAGAGUUAACUGAGAUUAUUUAAUAAAAGAAUUAAAGAAUACUUGAAUUAGAAAUGACUUUAAGUUCUAAUUCAAGUUCUGUUAAUACAAACACUGUGUUGGUAAUAAAGGAACAGGUAAGAACAAAAGAAUUAAGAAUAAGAGAACUAGAAACCUAAAUUGAAACACUCUAAUUAGAAGUAGAAAGAUUAUAAAAUAUUAAAAGAGACCAAGAAUCUAGAAUCAAUAUCAUGAUUUAAAAGAUUACUGAAUAUGAAUCUCAAAUCAAUAUUCUAUAAGAAGUUAAAUUAAGAUAAUCUAAAAGAUCUCCUACAUAACAAUAACAAUAAUAAUAAAUUACUACCUCAUCUACUGUUAUUCAAUAACAAUAACCCAUUGUUUAAACUACAAGUUAUGUUUAAUAGAGUACAACAUCUAAGAUUUAUCAAUCCUCUUCAUAAAAUCUACCUUCACCCACUCCCAUUUCUUAGAAUUACCAAUAUUAACCAAUUUAGAAUAGUACAACAACAACAACCAAAUAAGUGAUCAUCACUAAUGAUUUUGAGAAAAAUUUGUAUCCAAAAGAAGAUAAUGUGUCCUCACAAAUUGUUGAUAGGAUUGGAUCUAGAGAUUAUACAAAUUAUUAAGCUCCUUAGAUAAUUGUUACAUAAUACAAACCGACAAAUUGA
Paramecium tetraurelia is the source of this 2574-nucleotide messenger RNA. RefSeq lists its product as uncharacterized. The transcript is spliced from 4 exons. The record is from RefSeq and is a predicted model, not a curated record. NCBI's taxonomy places the organism in Eukaryota, Ciliophora, Oligohymenophorea, Peniculida, Parameciidae.